UCGUCGCACUGGCAGAAUGAGGACAAACGAAGAGGUGAAGAUCAUCAACCAGGGCCUGGAAGAUGAGAUGGAGGUCUGGGGGUAUCGGCCCUGUUGGUGGAAGAUGAUCCUGGUGGGCGUGGGGGUCAUUUGCUCCGGUGGUCUUUUACUGCUGCUGCUCUACUGGCUGCCUGAGUGGGGAGUGAAGGGCACCUGCACACGCACCUCACUGAGGGACGCUCACACUUUGCUGCUCAGGACGACGGAUGAGUUCAGGCAGUGGUUUCGAGUCAAAGUAUGUGUGAUUCUGGCUCCAGGAAGAAAACCUUUUGAUGAUCUGGAUACACCGGCCAAAACUCAGCUACAAAACGGAGACAUAGACCACAGUGUUCGCUUUGUACACCAAAAACAUCAUGAUAUUCACCAGGAACAUGUUCAGUGAUUUCUCUUAGAGUCUAUCAGAAGAAAGCUGAAAAAAGGUCAUCAUCCUGUUGUGAACAGCCAUAGAACUUUAAGCUUGGGCUGGCGCCCUGGCAAAUCUUUUAUCUUUCUUUCUCCGACUCAUCUCUAAGCUGAGGGCGGAACCAAAGAUCAUCCGUUUCUUUUACUAACCCGGAYGGCUUUGAGCAACACACUCUUCUUCCUGACUCCAACCUAGGAAGAAAGCUGGGUUUUCUCUCCGGAGAAGAACUCAGUUUGGCUUUUAAGUCUUAGCCCAUGAGCUAACUAGGGAAGACUCGGCACGCCAGCUGGUCCCACCCCGAGGCUUCAAGCCUCUAAGUGUGUUUUUACCUCCCGUGGGGAGAUUUUAUUUUGAAAAGAAGGAACCGGAUGU
Messenger RNA from Austrofundulus limnaeus, 814 nucleotides. Its product is annotated as probable cation-transporting ATPase 13A3. The record is from RefSeq and is a predicted model, not a curated record. NCBI's taxonomy places the organism in Eukaryota, Metazoa, Chordata, Actinopteri, Cyprinodontiformes, Rivulidae.